Molecule: messenger RNA, 1809 nt
Organism: Xenopus tropicalis (tropical clawed frog)
Lineage: Eukaryota; Metazoa; Chordata; Amphibia; Anura; Pipidae
Gene: lrrc59
Product: leucine rich repeat containing 59
Cellular component (GO): nuclear envelope; endoplasmic reticulum membrane
Source: RefSeq, marked provisional
GUUUGAGUCUGACGUGGAUCAGGAAGCUGCUGCUCAGGGAUCGGAGUGCGGGGAGACACGCAGGCAGCGCAGUGAGGCAGCCGGGAAGGGGAGAGCGAAAUGGCACGAGCGAACGGAAGAUCCCAGAACCUGAGGGACAAAUUGGACGGGAAUGAGCUGGACCUGAGCCUGAGUGAUCUGAGCGAAGUGCCUGUUCGGGACCUGGUGGCCAUUCCCAAGGCGACGGCUCUGGACCUUUCCUGUAACAAGCUGACUUCCUUACCGGAUGAUUUCUGCAAUCUGAGUUACAUAGUGCGACUGGAUCUCAGCAAGAAUCAGAUAGCGCAGCUCCCUUCAGAAUUCGGCAGGCUGGUGAACCUGCAGCAUCUGGACCUGCUACAGAACCGCAUAGUGGCGCUGCCUGUCUCCUUUGCACAGUUGAAGAGUCUGAAAUGGCUGGAUCUGAAGGACAACCCACUGAAACCAGCUUUGGCCAAGGUAGCCGGCGAUUGUUUGGAUGAAAAACAGUGCAAAGAGUGUGCCCAAGGGGUUCUACAGUACAUGAAAAGCGUCCAGUCUGAUCACGAGCGAGAGCUACAGCGGAAGCUUCAGUUGGAUAAAGAUCGGAAACAGAGACUUGAAGCCCAGCAGAGGGUUAAAGAGGAGCAGGACAGGGAAUUGAGGAAGAGGAUGAAGCAGCAGCAGAAGGAGCGCAAGAGGAGGGAUUACAAUGCCAUGCAGGAAGCCCAGAAAGCCCUAAAUAAUAAUAAGAAGAAAGCAGAGGAAGAACCUUCCGAGAACCACAAACCAGUGCCCACCCCCAAGGAGAAGAAGCUGGCCCGACGCCAGUCAAGGCUGAGGAAGAUUGCUUGCAUCCUCCUCUUUGGACUCAUGGUGGCGCUCUUGGGCGUGGUGGCCUGCCGCUUCACAGAUCUGAAGACCUUCGAGGUGUGCAGGAGUGUGAAUGCCGUGUAUAAGGAGACCCUCAGCGCUCUGCACAGUAACCCCGUGCUGGAAAGGUUCCUGCAGGACCCAUCCUCACAGUAGCGUGGGCAUUUUAAUUCAGUUGUGCAUUAAGUAGGGGGGCUUCGGCACCCCCCCGGUUCUAUUUGUAAAGUCACCAUCGGGUUUACAGUCUCUUUUGUCGAGGCUUAUGGUGGUCCCGGCCCUGUUGUUCAUCAGUGUUCUUCCUAAAAAUGUAUGAUUUGUGUUUAAUUAAAAGAAGAGUGAGUGUGUGUGUGUGUGUGUAAGGGGGUGGCUACCCCUCCUAGGUGUGGCUGGUUUCCCGCUCCCCUAUAUAUGUCAUUUUCUUUUUUUUUUUAAUCCCUAUGAGUUCCAAAGGGUUUUGCAACAUUUCAGAAAGGAAAAUGUCCAAGGGUUAAAUGGACUUUUUCUAAAGGAACGACCCCAUGGAAGCCCGAAUCUCUAAAGGGGGGGGGGGGGGGGGGGGGGGGGGGGGGGGGGUGGAGUUAAUUCCAUGUUUUGGGAGCCAUGCUUUACUUAUGGGGAGGAGUUAACUAAAAAAAAGUGUUUUUAAUCAUGAGCCCCGCCUUCCAUUAAGGGAGGAGCUACCUCCAUAUUUUGGGCCUUAUUCUAUUGUGCUUUGGAGGGACGGGUGGAGCUGGUCUCCAGAAGAAAACCUAAUACUAUGAAUAGAAGAUCAUUGCACGUAGGGCGGACACCCUACCCCAAGGUGCCAUGCUGCUUCAGGUUGUUCAAGUCAUUCACAAUGGUAUCGAUGUGUUACUGCCAUGUAUUAUACUGUGUAUUUGGUACAUCAGCACCAGCCUGACCAUCUGCCGCAGUCGAGAAUAAAUACGGUUUUGUUUA